AUGAAAACAAUUGAGCGCGAAUAUUGCGAAAAUAUAACAAACAAGUAUUUAAACCACGACCUUGCAAUUCCAUUUUUACAGCCAGUCGAUGAAGUUCGUGAUGGAGCCGUUGGUUAUCAUGAUAUCAUAAAACAUCCAAUGGAUUUAACUACGCUUCAUAAUAAUCUCAAGGCAAAUAAAUAUACUAAAAGUGAAGAAUGGAAAACUGAUUUUCUUAGAAUUUGGGCAAAUGCAAUUGAAUAUAACAAAAAACAAAAGAAUAUGGUUUUUCAUAUAGCAUCAAUUUUACAACAAGAAGCCAAGCAGGAUACAGAUAUCAUUCCAAAGACUAGCAAUGACAUUUGGUUCCUAAAAUUAAGACAAGCAGCGUUAAAGGUUGAAGAAGAGUUAGGAAAAGGCUCACAUAGUAGCUCUAAAUCGCGUAGAUAA
Molecule: messenger RNA, 429 nt
Organism: Trichomonas vaginalis G3
Lineage: Eukaryota; Parabasalia; Trichomonadida; Trichomonadidae
Product: chromatin remodeling
Exons: 1
Coding region: 1-429 (142 amino acids)
Molecular function (GO): protein binding
Source: RefSeq, a predicted model, not a curated record